GUGUUUUACACUGUAAGCACACUGCUUUGUAUGGCUCUGCUAUACAGCGCCAUACAAAGCAGUGUGCCGGAACUGACAGGGUGAAGCACACUGACACCACCCCCUAGUAAAACACUCCUAGCACACAGUUAACCCUUUGAUCGCCCCUCAUGUUAACCCCUUCCUGCCCAGUGCCAUUAGUACAGUGUCAGUGCUUUUUUUUGCACGAAUCACUGUAUUGGUGUCACUGGGGAUGUCAGUGGCACCAAAUCAGUUCCCCCAAUGUCAAAAUGUCCACCGCAGUCCCGCUAUAAGUCGUUGA
Molecule: messenger RNA, 301 nt
Organism: Staurois parvus
Lineage: Eukaryota; Metazoa; Chordata; Amphibia; Anura; Ranidae
Source: the annotation of a GenBank genome assembly